Micropterus salmoides (largemouth bass) is the source of this 3377-nucleotide messenger RNA. It is a transcript of the gene ppp1r2, whose product is annotated as protein phosphatase 1, regulatory (inhibitor) subunit 2. The record is from RefSeq and is a predicted model, not a curated record. NCBI's taxonomy places the organism in Eukaryota, Metazoa, Chordata, Actinopteri, Centrarchiformes, Centrarchidae. The coding region runs from base 228 to 869 and encodes 213 amino acids. The transcript has 6 exons. Gene Ontology annotation, molecular function: protein phosphatase inhibitor activity. Gene Ontology annotation, biological process: regulation of signal transduction.
GUUGCCCCGCCAGUGAGUGAUCAACCAGAGAGUAGACAUGCUGAACCACUAGUUCACGUAGGAUCCUGCCUGUGGUUCUCCUUACUUUAUUGAAGAGUUAUGACGGGGAGCAUGUUUAAAACCGAACCUGUAACGUUAUUUGGUAACUGAUUAGCAGAAAUCACAGAAUCAUAAAAAAACAAUUGGAGAGAACUACUUGAGCCAGCCGGGUCUGACAGGGUGUAGGAAUGGCAGCUCCCCGGCCGAUAAAAGGCAUCCUGAAAAACAAGAACAGCGGGGCAAACGUUAAAUCGCUACCCGAAGACGUCCGGUCAGAGAGUCCUGAACAAGCCCCUGCACUCUCGGAGGAUGACCAACAGAAGAAAUCCCAGAAAUGGGAUGAGAUGAACAUCCUGGCCACGUACCAUCCAGCCGACAAAGACUAUGGUCUGAUGAAGAUUGAUGAACCAAGCACACCUUACAACAGGAUGGUGGGGGACGAAGAUGAUGAGGGCGCGCUGAGUGACUCUGAUGGCCACAGCGGACUCGCAGCUGAUGACCUGGCAUCAAAGCUGGUAGCAGCAGAGGGCUCAGAGCCUCGCUUCAUGAAGGAAGAAGAAGAAGAGGAGGAAGUAGAAGAGAGCAGCGAGGAGGAGGAAGAUGAGAUGACUCCUGAAGAACAAGCCAAAAAGAAGCAUUUUCAGAUGAUGAGGAAGAUGCACUACAACGAGGGCAUGAACAUCAAGCUGGCCCGCCAGCUCAUUGCCAGCGAGCUAGAAGAGGACGAAGACGUGGACGAAGAGAUGAGGGACGACACAGAAGAGGCGAGGGAGGAAACGGAGGAGAUCAAUGUUGACCCACCACAGGAAGCUGAUUCCCUGGACUCGUAGAUGAGGCCCCUCUUCUACCUUCAGCCCUGUGUGUCGGCUCAAGAUGCAGAAAGACAAUGCCACUGCGCUCUGUGUUUUAAUGCCGGGCCGUACAGCAGACACCGCUUCACCACCCAUAUAACAACCCUCAGCAGCCAAUAACUUCCUGGUCACCUGUCUGUCUCUACUAUUCCUUAGAACUGUGCAAUAUAACCUUAAAACACACUGGUUUUUAACUCCCAGAAUCAGUACACACAAGUGAAGCUCCUUCCUCUUCCUCUCUCUCCUGUUGCCAAGAAUCCCCCCCCCCCCCACUCCAACUUCCUCUGAACUGGCGUCGCACUGAAGAAUAUUUGAUUCUGACUCUGCAAGGAGGAUCAAAAAAACCCAGCAGGGCUCCCGUCUGGCUGCUCAACAGUCACCAGGCCACAGAGCCAGUACGUCAGCCCUGGAGGAAACCAGGGGAAACCCAACGGCCUCACUAAAGGCAUAUCUGAGACAUGACGACGGCACUUAUACUGGGUGCACUUCAGAUGGCUUUUAUUUUUGUUUUGCUUUGUGACCCACCACUCUGUUUGCAUUUUCUCUUCUCCUUUCAGUGUGUUUUGUGACAAAAGUUGGACACUGAUGACCACUUAUAGGUUUUAUGUUUGUGUGACUUUACCUGGUAAUUCAGGUAAGUUGUUGACAUUAGCAUGAUGGUGGUAUGACAAUUUAGGAGCUAUAUAUUGGUCGAACAGUAGCUCCUAAACAUAACCUUCGUAAUCUAAAUUACAUUAUUAAAAAAAAUCAUUAUUCAACCAACAAUACAAGUGAAACAACACACAUGGUCCGUAUUAUAUUGGCUAAAUUGUCCCAGGAUGUCUUAUUUUACGUUCUCUCUUUACAAGCAAGAACACCACAUAAAAACCUCAUUUCAAAUUCUGGCAAUUUUAAAAAAACAUAUAUACCUCACAGAACCACACUGUAGGCCAAAUUUUCCCCAAACACUGACAAAUUUGGCAUUUAUGUUGUAAAAGCAUUUAAAUCAAUCAAUCAGUUUAUUUUGUGAAAGAAGAUCUUAAAAAUGUUUAGUCAAGACUGAGUCAGGCUUAUGACCCCUGUGUUUUUCCUGGCCAUUUUAGCUCUUUAUAAUAGAAGUACAGCACAUGCUACUGAUAAACAGGACCGUGUCCCGUGUUUAACAGGCUACAGCUUUCAGCGCCAGGCUCUUAUGUAGGGUAGACAAAGAAGCAACCAGCGCUCAUUGUACUCUCGCGCCCAGACGACCUGCGUAUUUAACUUCUCGUUGCAUGAGAGCUUCACCAGGCAGAAUUUGUGAAGAAGUUCUUGAGGAAAGUACAAUCAUCUAGUUUGUGUUUAAUUUCUCACCUGGCUUCAAUACACUUUAUUUAAUGUUGUCUGAUGUACUUAAGUGUGUACGACGCAGCUUGGUAAUGUGAAAGAGUUGCCAUUGAUGCUACUGACAAGUUGGUUGAAGCGGAUGUUGGCGAAAGGAGUUAACCACUAAGGUUUAUUGGAGGUGAACGGUUUUUGUAAUUUCUUGGGUUCCUAAGUAUCAAGAAAGUUACUGCAAAGUCUUAAAAAACUGUAGGAUUUGACAAAAGUAUUGAUGAAAAUAAAUAAAUAAAUUGCAAUGGUAAUGUUGUUGACUGUCAGUUCCUGGGGAGUGAUCCUCAGCUACACACUGGAAGGUUUUACUUGGCAGUUGAAUGAAGAACCAAAUGCCCAAAGAGAAAAGUAUGUUGGAACUCUGAGUAUGUCUAGUGUUGUGAUCUCUUAAUGUUCUUCAGACCCUUUAAUUCUUCACUGUGUUGAGCUCUGUAUUACAGACACACAGGAUCACAGACCCAACAGACUGACUUCUGCAGACGUCCCUUUGCGGUUUAGUUCUUGUAAUUUAGUCUUCGGUGGCAUUUUUUGUCUCCAUGUUAAAGUUUAAAGCAACUUCCUUUCGACUAUUUCCCACCAAUCAACAAGCUCACAUUCGAGCAGUUUAUUAUCACACGAUUAUUGUAAAGAAACAGGAAUAGUUAUGUCUUGAAAUACAUUUUUUUUAAUUUUGGUUUAUUUGUAAACCGAUAGAAAAGACAACGGCAGAGAAGCUGAUACGCUCGGUUUAUCUUCUCUUAAGACAAAAGGACAACGUCGUCCGAAACGUAACUGACAUGAUCACCCCAUCGGUGGUGGUUACCUGUCAAAUGUGCCUCUUACGUAUUUAUGUACAUGUGUGUAAAAUGAACAGGCUAUGCCACAUGUUAAGGUUUUUUGUUGUGUGCCGUUUUUCUUUUGCCUCACGUGUCCAGUGUCUCGCUUUUUACUUUUGCACCACUUUGUUUUGUUUUCUAAGGAUGACAGACUGUUAGGGAGUCCUGUGACUCUGCACUGUGUGUCUGUCUCAAAAUGACACAGAUGUCAAAAUCCAUGUUUAUGUAUUUCCAGUUGGCAUGUUCGAAAUCAUCAGUUGGUUUGUUAUUCUGUUUUGUUUUUGUCUCCUGUCAUUAAACAAAUGUUGUUAGUAACUAACAA